AUGUGUAACGGUACCAUGUGUGACGGUACCAUGUGUGUGCCUCAGACUCUGGACGACCUGGAGCAGCGAACGAAAGAAGCAGGAAUCGAGAUCAGUGUCAGACAAAGUUUUCUGACGGAUCCUACUGUUGCUGUGAAGAACCUGAAGAGACAAGACGCUCGGAUCAUUGUGGGUCUGUUCUAUGAAACUGAGGCUCGAAAAGUCUUCUGUGAGGUGUUCAAGGAGAAGUUAUAUGGUAAGAAGUAUGUCUGGUUCCUGAUUGGCUGGUACGCUGAUAACUGGUUCAAGAUCAAAGACCCAGCGAUAAACUGCAGCGUGGAGAACAUGACGGAGGCGGUGGAGGGUCAUGUGACCACCGAGAUCGUCAUGCUCAACCCCGAGACCAUCAAGGGCGUGUCCAACCUGACGUCGCAGGAGUUCCUGGAGGAGCUGAUGUCCCGUCUGGGGGGUAAGAACCCGGAGGAGACGGGCGGGUUCCAGGAGGCGCCGCUGGCCUUUGACGCCGUGUGGGCUCUGGCUCUGGCCCUGAACAAGACCUCACAGCGUCUGUCCAGCAGAGGGCGCCACCUGGAGGACUUCAACUACAACAACCACGACAUCACCGCAGAGAUAUACAGGGCCAUGAACACCAGCUCCUUCGAAGGCGUGUCGGGCCACGUGGUGUUUGAUGCUCAGGGAUCCCGGAUGGCCAUGACCCUCAUCGAGCAGCUCCAGGGAGGAAUGUAUAAGAAGAUCGGAUACUACGACAGCUCACAGAAGAACCUGUCCUGGUUCGGCAACGACGUGUGGAUCGGUGAGGAGGAGGGAGAGGAGGAGGAGGAGGAGGAGGGAGAGGAUGAGGAGGAGGAGGGAGAGGAGGAGGAGGAGGAGGGGGAGGAGGAGGAGGAGGGAGAGGGAGGUGGAGGAGGGGGAGGAGGAGGGUCUGGUCCUCCCGCGGACAGGACCGUGGUCCGGGAGGUUUACAGAUAUCUGUCUCAGAAGCUUUUCGCUGCGGUCUCGGUCUUCGCUGGUUUGGGAAUCGUCCUCGGGAUUAUCUGCCUCAGUUUCAACAUCUACAACAGCAACGUGAGGUACAUCCAGAACUCUCAGCCGUACCUAAACAACAUGACCGCUGUCGGCUGCAUCAUGGCUCUGGCCGCGGUCUUUCCUUUGGGCAUCGACGGACACCACAUCCACCGCUCACAGUUCCCUGUGGUCUGUCAGUUCCGCCUCUGGCUACUGGGCCUUGGUUUCUCGGUGGCCUAUGGUUCCAUGUUCACAAAGAUCUGGUGGGUUCAUACUCUGUUCACCAAGAAGGAAGAGAAGAAGAAGAAGUUUACAAAGGAGGCUCCUAAAGAAGACCUGGACGUCCUGAUUCAGCCUCUGCUCGAACACUGCAGCUCUGACAAGAUCAACACAUGGCUGGGUGUGGUGUAUGGGUACAAAGGCCUGCUCCUGCUGCUGGGUAUAUUUCUUGCCUAUGAAACAAAGUCUGUGUCGACAGAGAAGAUCAACGACCACCGAGCGGUUGGCAUGGCGAUCUACAACGUGGCUGUCCUUUGUCUCAUCACGGCUCCUGUGACCAUGAUCCUGUCGUCGCAGCAGGAUGCGUCCUUCGCCUUCGCGUCUCUCGCUGUGGUCUUCUCUGCCUACAUCACUCUGGUCGUGCUGUUCGUGCCCAAGAUCCGCCGCCUCAUCACUCGGGGGGAGUGGCAGUCUGAGCAGCAGGACACACUGAAGACUGGAUCCUCCACAAACAACAACGACGAAGAGAAAUCCAGACAAUUGGAGCGAGAGAACAGAGAGCUGCAGAAGAUCAUCCAGGAGAAGGAAGAGAGAGUGUCCGCUCUGAGGACCCAGCUGGCCGAGCGUCAGGCCCUGAGGAGCAGACGUCGCUCUAACGCCCAGAACCACAACAGCGCUCCCGGUGGACACCCUGAACCCAAGUCCCUGCUGCCCCCCCCCGGGUACCCCAGCGAGCCCAUCCCCCAGAGCAUCUACCCCCCCGAGGGAAAGAUGAGCCGCAACCACUGCCACUCCAGCCAGAUCCCCCUGCUCUACAAGUGA
Molecule: messenger RNA, 2046 nt
Organism: Knipowitschia caucasica
Lineage: Eukaryota; Metazoa; Chordata; Actinopteri; Gobiiformes; Gobiidae
Source: the annotation of a GenBank genome assembly